CGUGGACGAUUCCUGAGCAAGAGAUUUGCAGCAAUCGAAAGCUACCGCUUCAGUUUCAAGGCGAGUUGCAUAGCCGGAACGACUUCACGGCGGAACUGAACGGAGAGAAUGUUAGGUGACGGGGAAGAGGUUCGGUCUCGGACAUGGUCCGCCUCGCUUAUUUGCAUGGCGGAGCUUGAGCAGCCAAUUAAGGAGUGAAGAGCUGCAGGAAUAUCCACAUAACAACUUGAAAGAGAGUCCAGUUUACUCAGGUUUGCGAGGCUGGCACAGGAAGGGGAGCAUUUGGUGAAUGAUGAUGUAAGGACUUGUACACAAGCCUGGAUUGCCAACUAUCCUAAUGGAAGAGGCUCCCAAACCAACAUACCAGGAGGAACUGGAAUGGUGCAUCUCUCAACUGGAGACCGGCCUCCUGCACCUCAACCCAACUCCAAAGCAAGUAGAGGAGACACGGCGCAUCCUUGGGGUGCUGCGCUCGAGCAAGUCUCCUCUUGUGAAAAAGCGGCAGGUGAUGCAUCAUGUCUUUGGGGACUACCGGCUCAAAAUGGCAGAGGAGAGGCAGAGGGCAGCAAAAGCAGCUGUGAAGCCCGAGAACACUGUGCAGAUACAGCCGGGAGAUACCCUCGGUUCAAGCAGCGUGGCGUACAGGAAGCAAGCUAACCACCCUUCUGCAACACCAACAUCAUGGUUUGCACCGUCAGACAACAGCUUUCAGUUUGACUUUGUUAUUUCCAAGGGAACCUCAGAAGAAAUUGGUGGAACUGCAAGUGAAGCACAUGAGGUGGAUGACUCCGGAGAGCAGUCCACUGGUAGCAGUCUCUCUGGGACAUUGGAUAUUGGAACAGGGAAGCCCGAGUUUGCUUUCAACUUUGUCAUACCAGACGUUCCCCCUCUUCCAUCUGCUGCUGCAGAUCCAGGCUCUGAAGCUGUGGUAGAAGCAGCCACAGAGGUGGACUCCACAUCCCAAAAUGCCACAGAGACCAUGCCAGAGAGUGCAACUUUUCCAAAACCCAAUAAAUCAGCUGCGAAGGGCAAUGGAGGUAGAAGAGAUGAAGGUGCCGUGCAAGAGGUUUCUAAAUCAGAGACUGCCCAAGCAGGAACAAAGCUGAGUGGAUCUUCCAAUAGGAAAAAGAAAAAGAAACAACCACCUUUAAAAGGAGUACAUGAUAGCAAUGUAAAUGGAGAUCAUAGACCUUGUGGAGGAGGUAGACUUGACCAAACUGACAUGUGUCAGUCAGAUGAACAGAUGAAGAGGGAGGUGGACUGGUGCAUUGAGCAGCUGGAGCUUGGCCUGAAGACUCGGAAAUCAACUCCCAAGCAGGCGGAUGAGGCGCUCCGGGCCAUCAAGACACUGCGCAGCGAGAAGGCAGUGCUGGCAAAGAAGCGCCAAUUGAUGCGCGCCCUUUUUGGCGAUUACAGGAAAAAAAUUGCAGAGGAAAAACAGAAACAGCUGAAGCUCAUGCAAGCAGCUUCGAAAGCAGCUCGUAUUGCAGAAGUGACUGAAGAUGCUUGCAGGAAGAGCAGCCGGGUUUUCAGGAAGUCCGCAGUCAUGGCCAGGAGAGACCAGAGACCUACAGGAUCCUUUAUUCCGUCUUCUACACAGACAGCUUCUACUGGGGCAGCUGAGACGUGCUCUUUCGCACUCACAUCUUCCCAAGAGGAAUUCUGCUUCAAUUUUUUCUAAGGAAGCUUGUUGAAUACUUUUAACAGGUUUCUUUCACCUGGGUGUUGGAAACUUGGGCAAAGUUUGCGUUUUGAAAAACCAAAGAAACCAUCAAGCCAAAAACUUACUUGCAGAAAUGUUGCAAAAAAUGGAAUCAGGUAUGUUGUUGAGUAGCCUGAAAAGCUUAAUAGAAGUGCCUUAGGGGGAGGAGAAAGAGGGGUCUGGUGUAAUCUGUGCAGGCCCCCAUGAAAUAAGUGGUAGCUUAAUAAAACAUUGCAGGCACAUGGCUUGCCCCCGAGGAUUCUGGGAGUUGUACAAUUCCCAGCAUUCUGAACAAACUACAUCUCCCAGGAUUCCUUGGGGGAAGCCAUGUGCUUACAAUCUACUUUAAAUGUAUGGCGUGCAUGCAGCCAGAGUGGGUGUCUUUUUCUUUUUAAAUCUUGGUGGAAAUCUAGUAAAAUAGCAGGUAUAAUUUAGAGGUGGCAGGAAAGAGGUAAUCAGCAAGGGAGCAAAAGAAUGCCUAGCCAAAGAUGGACUGUAAAAAUACAGCAGGUGCAUCUAUGCCAUCAGAAUUACUUUACACCUUGUAAUUAAACCACUUUGAGGUUUUUGGGCAUCUAAAUUUUAUGAAAUAAAAUAACUGAAUCCUCCAUUAUUUACAUUUAGAGUUUGUGUGGGAGAGAGGUCACAUGUACACCAUUCAUUCAAACCACAUUUAAAGCAUAUUGCUUCCCUCAAAGAAUCCUGGGAACUGUAGUUUACCCCUCACAAAGCCACAUUUUCCAGCAUUCUUCAUAAAAUACAGUUACCAGGAUUCUUUGGGGUAAGCCUUGUGCUUUAAAUGUAUGCUAUUGGUGUGACCCCCCUGUUCAAAGCUCUGUGCAGCACAGAUAAGUUUCCACUGGAUCCUGGUACGAUGCAGUUAAUCGCUAAACUCAUAUAUUUUACAGCGACUAACAAUACUUUCAUUUUUAUAGCAGAUCAUUUGGGAGAUAGAAGCAUUUUGCUAUAAAAUUAAUAUCUGUUUCCUUAGUUACUGUAGUGAAUGCGAUUGCCAGCUGACCACAGACAAUAGCCUGCCUUGUUCUUUUGGCUUCAAGAAUCUUCAGAAAUCAGCACAACAAAGUAGAUUUUCACGGCAUUACCAUUAUUACCUGCUGAUUCCUGCAUAUCCAUCUGAUAUGAAAAGGCAUCACAGCUGGCAAUUGUCAAUUCUCACACAUACGCAAAUGCAUAUCUGCAAAGCCCUGAACCUGUGCAGCUGCUCAGAUCGGUCACUUGGCACUGAAUAGCUGAUAUCGAAACAAUUGCCUGAUGAAAUUUGCCAAGCAUUGUGGAUAAAGUCAAGCCUAGAUAGCUGCCUUGUUGGGAGAUCAGGCAUUUCCCAUGGUGACAUCAGCUGCUGACCGUAACAUGAGAUAUCAUGAGAGGCUUCCUCACACCUGUGCAACGCAAAUUGCCUACUUGUGUGAAUAUGUCAAGUAAAAAAGAAAGAAAGCCAAUCUCUUUUGCACCUAGGCAAGAACAGGAGCAAAUGAUCUAGUGAACAGUUGGAUGCCUUAAAUCAGAGACAAAAUAAAUGGAUUUCCAGAU
Molecule: messenger RNA, 3253 nt
Organism: Podarcis raffonei (Aeolian wall lizard)
Lineage: Eukaryota; Metazoa; Chordata; Lepidosauria; Squamata; Lacertidae
Gene: C14H8orf33
Product: chromosome 14 C8orf33 homolog
Exons: 9
Coding region: 338-1681 (447 amino acids)
Source: RefSeq, a predicted model, not a curated record